GCAUACGACGUGCGGAUCACUCGUCACCGGAUUACAAUCACUUUCAUUCUAACCAGAAACUUCAAAAUGUUUGAGGACAAAAUAAUCAACUCCACUCGCAGAUUGUGAUGGAUGUCUGCGUAUGACGUAAAAAAGCGACAAAAAUACGAGGUGAAACGUACGAGAUAAAGAACAUUUACGAAGGAAAGAAGAAAAAAAAAACAACAUCGAGACAGUGGUUGAAGUUCAAAAUAUGAGUAUUGUAGCAGUGGUUUUGCUGUCAGUUCUGGACGUAUUCGCUGCCCUAACCAACACCGCUAUCCUAUGCCUUGUACUGCCAAGAACAUGUAUGCGUACAGUCAGUAAUUUAUUUCUCGUAGGUCUGUCAUUGACACAGUUUUUGAUGACGGUCUUAGUGAUUCCAUUUUCGAUAGUCACCCUCUCGCAACAGUCAUGGCAGUUUGGUGAAGGAUUUUGCCAAUUUCAGGGAUUUUUUACUAUUUUUCUCUCCAUUUCCUCUGCCACAUUCAUUUCUGUUAUUGCAGUGGACAGAUAUUUUUCACUGGCUAACCCAAUGAGCCAUACUGCCAGAGUUACAUCGACACAUGUCCUCUUCACUUCGAUAUUCAACUGGUUUCGCGCUGCGUUUUGGGCAGCUUUUCCUCUUUUCGGCAUCGAUGGACUCAAGUACAAAUUUGUUCCUUCGAUAAAUGGCUGCAGAUUCCGUUUGGAUCUUAAAGGCUCGUACUCUAUUUACUAUUAUUUUAUCGCCAUGGAGAGUUUCCUUCUCACGUCCUUCACGAUGUGUAUAAUGUAUUUCAAGAGCUUUCAAACCGCGCGCAAUAGCGCUCGUCAAGUUCGACCAGGGAAUAUACAAAUCCAGGUUUUACAGAAUGGCGAAUUCACUUCGGUAGCACAAACAAAAAACAGUUUUCAGAGUUUGAAAGCGAAUGUUACCUUGGCACUAAUCAUUGGGUCUUUUUUGCUGACGAGAGGUCCGCUGGCGAUUUUCAACAUCGUCACCAGCUUCACUAGUGAAGGAUAUUUUUCCGCCGGUACGGAAACGACUGUGUAUUUUAUGGUAUUUUUAGGGCCAUUACUAGAUUCCCUUGUGUAUGUUUUGCUCAACCGAAAGCUGCGAAAAGAGGUUUUUCUUAUUCUGCGCAAGUGUGUCAAAAAAAGAUCGGUUGAAGAAGAACCCAAAGACAUUGUCGAUUAUUUAAGGACGCUAACUGAUAACUAUGUUUCUACGAGAAAUUCAUCCACAGAAAUCAGUUGAGAAACCGUGAAAGACUG
Messenger RNA from Pocillopora verrucosa, 1275 nucleotides. Its product is annotated as G protein-coupled receptor 161-like. Gene Ontology annotation, biological process: G protein-coupled receptor signaling pathway. Gene Ontology annotation, cellular component: endosome; signaling receptor complex; plasma membrane. Gene Ontology annotation, molecular function: G protein-coupled receptor activity. Lineage: Eukaryota; Metazoa; Cnidaria; Anthozoa; Scleractinia; Pocilloporidae. The record is from RefSeq and is a predicted model, not a curated record.